AUGGAAGGGGGGUGGCCUGCUGGGGGGGGAUUCCUCCUCUACCUCACUGUCAACCUUCUGCUUCCAGGAAAAGGUGACACUUUCACCAUCAAUUGCUCAGGCUUUGACCAGCAUGGGGUGGAUCCUGCUGCCUUCCAAGCAGUGUUUGACAGAAAGGCCUUCCGUCCAGUCAUCAACGACAGCAUCCCCACUUGUGUCAACAUCUCCUUCACCCUGUCUGCCAUCCUGGAAGUGAAUGCACAGCUCCAGCUUCUGACGUCAUUCCUGUGGAUGAAUUUGAUGUGGGACAAUGCCUUCAUCAGCUGGAACCCAGAAGAGUGUGCCAGCAUCAAUAAACUCACUGUAUCAGCUGAAAACCUGUGGCUCCCAGACAUCUUCAUUGUGGAAUCCAUGGAUGUGGAUCGAGCACCUCCAGGUCUCACUGUAUUCGUCAGCAGUGAAGGUCAAAUGACCUACGACCGGCCAGUGCGGGUGACCAGCAUCUGUAAUCUAGACAUCUUCUACUUCCCUUUCGACCAACAGAACUGCACCUUCACCUUCAGCUCCUUCCUCUAUACAGUGGACAGCAUGCUACUGGGCAUGGACAAGGAAGUGUGGGAGAUAACAGAUACAUCUCGCAACCUCAUCCAGACCCAGGGAGAGUGGGAGCUCCUGGGCAUCAACAAAGCCACCGCAAAGAUGUUGGUGGGCAGCAACCUAUAUGACCAGAUCAUGUUCUAUGUGGCCAUCAGGCGCAGGCCCAGCCUCUACAUCAUAAACCUUCUGGUGCCCAGUGGCUUUCUGGUUGCCAUUGAUGCCCUCAGCUUCUACCUGCCGGCAGAAAGUGAGACUCGUGCCCCAUUCAAGAUAACACUUCUGCUGGGCUACAACGUCUUCCUGCUCAUGAUGAAUGACUUACUCCCUGCAACUGGCACCCCUCUCAUCAGUGUCUACUUUGCCCUGUGCCUGUCCCUGAUGGUGAUCAGCCUGCUAGAAACCAUCUUCAUCAUCCACCUGUCGCACAUGGCUACCACACAGCCCCCACCUAUGCCUUGGUGGCUCCACUCUCUGCUCCUCAACUGUGCAAGCCCAAGGAAGUGCUGCACCACUGCACCUGGGAAGGGAAAUAAGGGCCUCGGCCUCACCCUCACCCACCUGCACGGUAUGAAGAAGCCCGUGGAGUUAGUGGAGAAGGUGCCAGGUGCCAGAGGGACAGGGUUAAAUGGGUGUCCUGGGUCAACAAAGGCUCAACAGGAAGAUGAGGCUCAGAAGCAGCACUUGGUCGACCUGUGGGUGCAGUUCAGCCACAUGAUGGACACCCUGCUCUUCCGCCUCUACCUGCUCUUCAUGGCCACCUCCAUCAUCACAGUCAUCGUCCUCUGGAACACCUAG
This is a messenger RNA of Felis catus (domestic cat), 1371 nucleotides long. RefSeq names its product 5-hydroxytryptamine receptor 3C (gene HTR3C). The transcript is spliced from 9 exons. Gene Ontology annotation, biological process: chemical synaptic transmission; monoatomic ion transmembrane transport; nervous system process. Lineage: Eukaryota; Metazoa; Chordata; Mammalia; Carnivora; Felidae. Gene Ontology annotation, cellular component: synapse; neuron projection; membrane. Gene Ontology annotation, molecular function: neurotransmitter receptor activity; transmembrane signaling receptor activity; extracellular ligand-gated monoatomic ion channel activity. The record is from RefSeq and is a predicted model, not a curated record. The coding region runs from base 1 to 1371 and encodes 456 amino acids.